Plutella xylostella (diamondback moth) is the source of this 1509-nucleotide messenger RNA. RefSeq names its product MYG1 exonuclease. NCBI's taxonomy places the organism in Eukaryota, Metazoa, Arthropoda, Insecta, Lepidoptera, Plutellidae. Gene Ontology annotation, cellular component: nucleus; cytoplasm. The record is from RefSeq and is a predicted model, not a curated record.
UUUUUUCUCAUGUCGUGUGGAUUCCGGUUUUCAUUCGGUUUGGCAUCUUCAAAAUAAUGUAAGUGAAUUUAUUAUAAUUAAGUUUUAAAUAGUGAUGUUAUUUACUUUUAUACGCCGGUAUAGUAGUGUUUUAUAUUGUAUCGCGAAACCAUCUGUAGUGCGCCCUACUCGAUUUUCUACUUCCAAAUACCAAGUGACAAUGAAGAUUGGUACGCACGAUGGAGUCUUCCACUGUGAUGAGGUGCUGGCCUGCUACAUGCUCAAGAGGCUACCCCAAUACAAAGAGGCCGAGAUAGUCCGCAGCCGUGAUCCAGCCAUACUAGCUGAAUGUGACAUUGUGGUUGAUGUCGGUGCAGUAUUUGACCAUGCCAAGAAGCGAUAUGAUCAUCACCAGAGAGAAUUCACUGAGACUUUAAGCACAGUCAGAAAAGAUCUGGGCGAUCAAUUUAAAAUCAAACUCAGUUCCGCUGGUUUAAUAUACGCUUUUUAUGGAGAAGAACUGAUCCAAGGCUUGGCCCCAAAAGAAGUUCCACUUACCCCACAUGACCUAAACAUUAUAUUUAAAAAAGUAUAUGAGAACUUCAUACAAGAAAUAGAUGCGAUUGACAAUGGGGUGCCAAUGACUGAUGAAGAGCCGAGAUAUAAGAUACAAACCCAUUUGAGCAGGAGAGUGGGUCGGCUGAAUCCGGAAUGGAAUACCAAUCAGACUGUUAACACAGAUGAAAUUUUUCAGAAAGCUAUGAACCUGGUCAGUGAAGAAUUUUUGUAUACAGUUAAUUAUUUCAUAUCUGUUUGGCUGCCUGCCCGAGACAGUGUAAAAUCUGCCAUUGAAAGUAGAUUUGAGGUGCACAAAUCUGGAAAUAUUGUCGAGUUUACCGAGCGGUUUCCUUGGAAAGAACAUCUUUUUGAUAUUGAAGAAGAGAUGGGUCUGAAGGAUGAGAUCAAGUAUGUCAUCUUCAAUGAUAAACCCAACUCAUGGAGGGUGCAGGCUGUGCCUCAGAAUCCGUCCAGCUUUGUGACCAGGAAACCACUGCACAAGGAGUGGUGGGGAGUUCGAGAUGAGAUGCUGAGUGACAUAGCCGGUAUCAAAAACUGUGUAUUUUGCCACAGCACUGGAUUCAUUGGUGGCAACACCACAAAAGGAGGAGCACUCCAAAUGGCUGUGGCAAGUCUAGAAGCAUAAUAUUUUUUUUGUCAUUUCACGAAUAAUGUUAUUAGAAUAGUAGCUGGAAUCUAGCUCAGGUAAAUAUUAUGUUUUUGAUUUUUUUCAAUUAUCAUGUUUGUCAAUCUGUGAACCUGAUAUAUUUUUUGUAUGUAUUAGUUUUGUUGGUGCAUAAAUAUUGUAUAAAGACAAUUUAAUCAAUAAAUAUCAGCACAACUCCUGUAUUUUCAUCAAAAGUCUUAAAGCAAUUUUAAAAUGCGUUUAGAGAAACCCAUUUUACAGAAUUUUCCGUUCUAAAAUACAAUGUGACUAGGAUUUGCCAUUAAAUUAUUUUUACUAAAGUUAAA